AUGUUCUCAGCUACGCUACGUCGUACAGUCAAGAUGAGUUCAACAAUCUCUUCGGCCCCUUUCUCAAAGGCCGUCGUCGGCGCAAUGCGUAAACUCUAUCCAGAGGCUCUCGCUGACAAGAGCUGGGACAACACUGGUCUCCUUCUCGAAUCUCCCUUCGAUCCCAUCCGUCGCCAGAUGAACUCGGCCCUCCUCACCAUUGACCUCACCAAAGCCGUCGCCGACGAAGCCAUUGAGCGUGGAGACUCCAUCAUUGUAGCCUACCAUCCCAUCAUCUUCAGAGGUCUCAAGAGUUUAUCCCUGGCUGACACCCAACAACAAACACUGCUACGAUUGGCUGCAGAAGGCAUCAGUGUAUACAGCCCACACACCGCAAUCGAUUGCGCGCCAGGUGGUCUAGGCGACUGGCUGGCCGACAUUGUAUCCGGCACCCCCAUGAGCGCCGAAGAACUAGCAGCCCAAGCAGAAGAAGACCAACAAGAUCAGAAGACCAAAGAGCCAGAAACCCCUUCCAACGAACUCAAACGCCCCACUUUCCAACUUCAACACCAUCCCAGUCAACUCAGCAUUAAAGACCGUACGCUCAAGCUCGGCAAUGACACACAUACCCGUCGUCCAAUCAAGCCAUCCUCAGUGCCCGGCUACCAAAACACCACUGCAGGAAUGGGUCGUAUCGUCCGCUUCUCCACCCCUCAACCCCUGCUAGAAAUUAUCGAUCGCAUUGGCCGCGGUCUCGGCAACCCCAAAGGCUUCCCCAUCGCCAUCCCCCAAGGCAAGCAAAUGGACGAAAUCGACAUUUCGAGCGUCGCCAUCUGUGCCGGUAGUGGAGGUAGUCUCUUCGGCGGUCUAGGCAAGAACGGCGAGGAAGAUGUGGAUUUGCUGUUUACUGGAGAACUGAGCCAUCAUGAGGCUCUGGCUGCGAUUGAGCAGGGUAAAUGUGUUAUCGCUCUGUUCCACUCGAAUACCGAGAGAGGAUUCUUGCAUGGAGUUUUGAAGCCGCAGUUGGAGAAGAGUGUCAAGGAAGAGUGGGAGCGAAUCAGAAAGGAGAAGGAAAAGGCCUCUUCGUCGGCUUUGAGCGAGGAUUACCUCGAGGCACUCGAGGACGACCACAUUGAGAUUCAUGUCAGUGAGGUCGAUCGUGAUCCUUAUGGUAUCAUGAUCUCCAAGGAUGAGAUCUAG
Aureobasidium melanogenum CBS 110374 is the source of this 1179-nucleotide messenger RNA. Its product is annotated as NGG1p interacting factor 3. Lineage: Eukaryota; Fungi; Ascomycota; Dothideomycetes; Dothideales; Saccotheciaceae. The transcript is spliced from 4 exons. Gene Ontology annotation, cellular component: mitochondrion; cytoplasm. The coding region runs from base 1 to 1179 and encodes 392 amino acids. The record is from RefSeq and is a predicted model, not a curated record.